This is a messenger RNA of Eruca vesicaria subsp. sativa (arugula), 582 nucleotides long. The record is from the annotation of a GenBank genome assembly. NCBI's taxonomy places the organism in Eukaryota, Viridiplantae, Streptophyta, Magnoliopsida, Brassicales, Brassicaceae.
AUGGCAAUUAGGUAUUUAGCAGUGUUUCUCGUUGCUCUCACGGUGGCUCAAUCCGUCACAGCCACAAGACCGGCCCCGACCAAGAAUGUUGGAGCUGGUCUUGACGACCAAAAGAAUUUUGUUGCGUUUGCUGGAGUCGGUGGAGCUGCUGGAGCAGGCCUUGGUGGUGUAGGCGGUGGAGUUGGUGGCGUCGCCGGAGUUUUGCCUGUAGGUGGAGUAGGAGGCGGGCUUGGUGGUCUAGGCGGUGGUGUAGGUGGUCUAGGCGGUGGUUCAGGUCUUGGUGGUGGAAUUGGUGGACUCGGCGGUGUAGGUGGCAUAGGCGGAGUUGGUGGUUUGGGAGGAAUUGGCGGUGGAAGCGAUUGCGGUGGCGUUCUUCCUCACCCAUGAUGAGUAAACGUUUAUUUUCCUUGAGAGGUUUAUAUUCGCUAAGUUUUAUCAUGUUGUAAGUUGUUUUUUUCCGAUGUUAUGUUUGAGUCUUUGUUUUUUUCAUGCUGUCUGUUAUUAAUUACUUGUGAGAAACCUUGUGCUAUCAAUAGAAACCUUGUGCUAUCAAUAAAUAAUAGAGUAUUUUUUCGUGUGGCA